Puntigrus tetrazona (Sumatra barb) is the source of this 4686-nucleotide messenger RNA. It is a transcript of the gene gja8a, whose product is annotated as gap junction protein alpha 8 paralog a. The transcript has a single exon. Gene Ontology annotation, cellular component: connexin complex. Bases 692 to 2848 code for a protein of 718 amino acids. NCBI's taxonomy places the organism in Eukaryota, Metazoa, Chordata, Actinopteri, Cypriniformes, Cyprinidae. Gene Ontology annotation, biological process: cell communication. The record is from RefSeq and is a predicted model, not a curated record.
UUGGGGCCUGUGGAUGGUGUCCUGUCCCUCUGGCCCCUCUGGCUGCUGUCUGUUGAUCCUAUUGUCUUCUGCAUUAACACUCGUGGUCUGGUGCAUAAAGGGCAUCUGGUUAGCAGCUUAGACUCUACAGCAGGCAUGAAAAGCAGCCAUCAUAGCCCAUUCGCUCACAUCUGCUCAGUGGUGCGACAAGGACGUGGUCUGAGUCUGGGUGACUGGGGGACAGGAGUUCAAUUCGCCCCACGGGCCCCAGGAGCACAGACUGAACUGGACCGCACUGGACCCUCCGCUGUGCAAAGGUGACCAUUUAAACUCAGCUCACUUUGGCUUUAUUUUUUAUGCAAUAGCUUUUUUUUGUCCAGAUUUGGUUUAUGUCUAAGAUAGCUUAAACCAUUGAAUGCGAGUCUAUUGGUUACAUGUUUUGGCAAUGGCAUAUCUGAGUCUUGCAGUUGUUUCCUGAUCCUUUUUGUAAAUGGUUUUGUUUUUAAAGAAGUUUACUGAUUAAUGAGAAGGUUCAUUUGAAAAAUAUUUUUUGUAACAUCUCAAGAAUAACUUUAUUAUGAAUCUCUGUAUAUAAAAAACAACCGAAAGCGUAUAUUAUUCAGGUUUAUGUAAAAUAACUUAAAAAGACGCGGACCAUCUUGUUUCUCCCUAAUUCCCAUUUGUCUUUCUUGUGCACAGCUAACACACAAACAUGGGAGACUGGAGCUCCUUGGGUAAUAUUUUGGAGGAAGUAAAUGAACACUCCACUGUGAUUGGCCGUGUUUGGCUCACAGUUCUUUUCAUUUUCCGCAUUUUAAUUCUGGGAACGGCGGCAGAGUUUGUUUGGGGAGACGAGCAGUCUGAUUACGUAUGCAACACUCAGCAGCCAGGUUGCGAGAAUGUGUGUUACGACGAGGCCUUUCCAAUCUCCCAUAUCCGUCUAUGGGUGUUACAAAUCAUUUUUGUGUCCACUCCUUCGCUCGUAUACGUCGGCCAUGCUGUCCAUUACAUCCACAUGGAGGAAAAGCGAAAGGAGCGUGAAGAAGCCGAGGUUAGCCACCAACAGGAAAUAGGCGAAGAGCGUCUUCCGCUUCCAGAUCAGGGAAGUGUUCGGACCACCAAGGAAACUAGCACAAAAGGUAGCAAAAAGUUCAGACUCGAAGGCACUCUACUCUUCACCUACAUAUGCCAUAUAAUCUUCAAAGCUCUUUUUGAAGUAGGCUUCGUAGUUGGACAGUACUUCCUCUAUGGUUUCCGCAUCCUACCACUGUACAAGUGCAGUCGUUGGCCCUGCCCCAACACGGUGGACUGCUACGUCUCCCGGCCCACUGAAAAGACCAUCUUCAUCAUUUUUAUGCUUGCAGUUGCUUGCGUUUCACUGUUCCUCAACUUUGUGGAGAUCAGCCACCUCGCCUUAAAGAAGAUCCGAUUUGUUUUUCACCGACCAGCUCCGGCACAAUUGGAGUCUCUUGGACCACCUGAGAGGAGCUUACCGUUUCUCCUGACCACCCCUGUUGAAAAAGCCAAGGGUUACAGGCGCCUUGAAGAGGAGAAGAAAGAUGAGGUGGCACACAUAUAUCCACUAGCUGAGGUCGGUAUGGAAGAGGGCCAAUUCUUCUCACCUCAGCUGGAGAAGGAGAAGAAAAGGAGUCAGGAGGUGGUUAUGCCAACAGUGCCACCUGUAGAGGAGACAAUUAUAUGCGAUGAGACUCAACCCUACUUCAUUCAGGUCACUGAGACACUGUCAGAGCUUCCACCAGAAGAGCUACUUCGGGAAGGAGAUGAGGUAGACAGCAUAAAGACUCCAACAGCUUUACCAGAAGUACUGGAGGAGCGUUCAGAAGUGGAAAGCAUGGAGGAAACGUAUUUAAUAUCACUUGAGGAGAGUUUGGAUAUAGAUCUAGUAGAACUGGUCUGUAGAGAGGUGACUGAGGAAAAGUCAGCGAAGGAGAGUAGCUUGAUAGAUGUUGAGCAAACACAAGAAGAAAAACUUUCAGGAUCUGAAGAAGAAAAGGAAAUCUCACAGGAAAUUGAGGAAAAAGAGAUUAACACCUUUGAGGUCCAGGAGUUGAAGGAAGAAGGGAGUUUACCUGAUGUGGCUGAGGAAGAGACAGCAGGUGAGGUGUCUGAUGAAGAGAGAGAAUUUUGUGAAAUUGAACCUUUUGUGAAUGAGGACAUUUUGGAAAAGGUGAAAACUUUAGAUGCUGGUGAGAUAACUGAGGUUCUGGACGUGUCUAAAAUAUCUGAGGGCGAGCAAGAGUCUGAGGCUUUUGGAGAGGUUGCAGGGUCAAACUUAUCUGACAUAGAGCCCAUUGAGGAUGAAGUGGAUAUGGGAGGAGACACAUCUAAGGGGGGUGAAGAAGAUCUAGAAGGGGAUGGAGUUCAACUGGAUGCAGUAGACUCAGAAGUGGCAAAAGCUUUAGAGGAAGUAGUAGAUAUUGUAAAGGAUGAAUCUAUAGAGGGUCUAGUGGAUCCAGGAAGAAGUUGUGAGUUACAAGAUGUAUUACAUACAGGUAAGGAUGAAGAUUUAGAAAAUCUAAAUGAAGUUAGACCUUUUGAUACCGCAGUCAAUAAAGGUGAGGAGGUUUUAGAACAGGUGGAAACUUUGGAAAAGGAGGAGGUAUCUUUGAGCAUAGAAGAUCCAGUGGAGGUUCAAGUCUCUAGGGAGUGUGAUGUGUCAGGGAAAAAGGAUUCUGUGGAAAUUGUAGACCCAGAAAAGGAGGAAUGUUCUGAAGAAAUUAAGGCUGUGGAGGCCACACAGGAGAUGACAGAUGUUUCUCUGGAACUAGAGAAAACAGAGGAAUCGAGAUCAUUAAGUCGUCUCAGCAAAGGUAGCAGUAGAGCCAGGUCAGAUGAUCUUACAAUAUGAAGAAGAAACUUGACAUAGAACAAUUCCCAAGUGCCACAUUAUCAGGUGAAUCAUUGCACGUGCAUGUUUUCUUGAUCAGGGUUUUUUUUUCAUGAAAUGCCCAAAGUAUGAUCAUCCCCUUGCAGAGGAAUCUCAUACUGGAUGUAUAUACUUUAGGUAUAAAAACCCAUUUAUAUUGUAUGAGAAAAAAUAUUAGGAAUAUCACUGUGACCACCUAGGAGUUCUGAAUACAAAUUUAUUGUAUCCAGAAAUGUAUUAUCUAGUAGUAUUCUAGAUGAUACAAAAUUAAUCUAAAAAGAAAGCCAAAGGUACAAAAAAAUCAAGAACAAUUAAUAAUUUGUAUAUUAUGGAAAUAAAAAAUUACAAUCUUCAUUCUAAAAGUAGUAGCUUAUUUCUCACAGUGGAAAAUAUUUUUCAGUGAAAGGACAUACUUUUCAAACACAAUUUAAAUAUCCUUUUUUUAAUCUUGCUUUUCAGAAAGACCCUUCGUUUAUUUAUUCCACUUAUACUGUAAAUCAAAUGCAAGAUAAUAAUAGAGAGUGGCAUUCAGAAUUUCUAUCUGUCUAUUGCUUUGACUAUUUAUGUUAAUCUAUACAUUUGCCUAUUAUUGUUUUAUGAUUAUCCUGGGCCAUAAUAAUUGUGUUGUUGUUAAUAUCUCUUAUCUACAAUCAAUUUGUUUACAGCAUUUACAUUCCUUUCCAGUAACAUCUGAAAUGCUGACACAAAGAUCAUUAAAAAGACAGAAUAUUGUAAAUGAGAACUGGUAGGGUUUGAAUGCAGGUAACAAGACUAAUACUUAUAUGGACUGUAUCACCAAAAAAAAUACCUGUUUUUUUUUUUUUUUUUUUUUGAAGAUGCUAAAUAAAGAUAGCACACUGACUGAUGACCACUUGUGCUGUUUGUAUUCCUAUAAAUAUGACAUCAACUACUUUUUUUCAAAGUGCAAUAAAACUGUAUUUGCAGAAAAAAUAUAAACAUAGUGACAUUUUAUAAAAACUACAUUUGUGACAUCUAGUGGUCAUGCACUGAAAGAAUAACAACCUAAAGAAAAUUACAGUACAAACUCAGGAGAAUUGAAAGUUGAAGUUGAAACGUAAAAAAUCUCAAAGCAACCCUUCUUCAAACCAAAACAAAACAGGAAAAAGAACAUGAAAUGUGUCAAAAUAUUUUUUUAGUAUGAGUGUGACAUUGUGGGUGUUUGCAACUUCAGACACAUAUUUUGCAACCUUGACACAAACAGGUCCAUCAUACAUUUGCAAAGUGUGUCUACUGUGCGCUGACAUAUUAGUUAUACAGUGAUGCCAAGGUGAGGAUUUGAUAAUUAGGUCUUUCAAAAGAUGCAGUUCAACUGAUGAUUGUCAACCUAGAAAUGGAAAGAAAAUAUAGUCACUGAAAACAACCUUCUACUGUUAUUUUUCCUUUCCCAUGCUUUCUUCGGUUCUCUUUCCAGAUGAUGAAAUGUUUCCAUAUGAAGGAAGAAUUUCAACUCUCCCUUUCUUGUAAAUGCAGCUUCUUAUGCUUACAUGAAGUGUGAAAUUACCUAUAAUAAAUUGUCCGCAAUUAUAUAACAUUUCAAGAGAUAAGGCUGAUUGUCACCAAGCCAGCAGAGGGAGCCCUUACCUCUGGAUGACCUGUGUUCACUCCCUCUGCUGCUACUUCCUGUUUUGAGACUAGAAAUUCUGAAGCGGGCCCCUCACUUGCAGGUUGCAUUGUUUGUUUGUUCAUGGUUAGUCUAGCCUUGUGUUUCCCUUGUCGUAGAUUCUUUGGUUUUGACCCUGCCUGUCUUUAAUCUCUUUGAUCGUUUGCUGCCUGACCCGACCUCUGCCUGUUUUUGAAUU